CCGGAAGUUGCGUCCUUACGUAUGCUUGACUUCCCACAGACACACGUGUGGUAUACAUUCAGUGGAUAAAGCACAGAGCAGAAAUGCUUCGACGGGAGGCCAGGUUGAGGAGGGAGUACCUCUACAGGAAAGCCCUGGAGGACAGACAGCGUGCCGUGGAAGAGAAGAAAGAGAAGCUAAAAUCUGCUUUAGAUGAGAACCGUAUGAUCCCGACUACAGUGCGGCGAGAGGCUCUCGAGCUCCAGAAACUUCUGGAAUACGACGACGAGGGGGGAGAGGGUGUGAGCUCUCACAUGGACGACGAGUACAAGUGGGCUGGAGUGGAGGACCCCAAAAUCAUGGUCACAACGUCGCGAGACCCCAGCUCCCGUCUGAAGAUGUUUGCAAAGGAGAUGAAGCUGAUCUUCCCUGGGGCUCAGCGUAUGAACAGAGGGAACCACGAGAUGAACGCCCUGGUGCAAGCCUGCAAGGCCAAUGCUGUCACUGACCUGGUCAUUUUCCACGAGACCAGAGGCCAGCCAGACGCCAUGGUUGUGAGCCACUUGCCGUUUGGCCCCACGGCCUACUUCACCCUGUACAACGUGGUGAUGAGACACGACGUCCCGGACAUCGGCACCAUGUCCGAGGCUUUCCCUCACCUCGUAUUCCACAACUUCAGCUCACGGCUGGGAAAGAGGGUGUCCAGCAUCCUCAAAUAUCUCUUUCCGGUGCCAAAAGAAGACAGCAAGCGGAUAAUCACCUUUGCCAAUCAGGAGGACUACAUUUCUUUCAGACAUCACACGUAUCAGAAGAAGGAUCAUAAGAAUAUUGAGCUGUCGGAGGUGGGGCCAAGGUUUGAAAUGAAAUUGCACAUGAUCAAGCUGGGUGCUCUGGAUGCCGAGGCCACAGCGGACGUGGAGUGGCGCCACAGCUCCUUCAUGCGCACAGCCAAGAAGCGCAAGUUCCUGAGUGUGGACUAGCUCUGCCUACUGAGCCAUCCCUGCCAAUCAGAUUUGAGCAAACAAGGUCUCAGACUCUGGGUCCAUGCUUGCAGUCACUCCCAUCUCUGAACUGCGGCUCCAAGAUGACGGUCAACUUCACAACGAAGGGUCGAUUCUAAACUAAACGCAAAGCAUACAGUGUUUUGGUACAUAUGUGUAAACUGAGUGUGAAAUAAUUAUUUCAUUGAAAAAAUACAUUUUCUUAAAAAAAUCUUUGAAAAAUGCUUGGUUUUCUUUCUUGUAAAAUGGAACAUCAAAAAAAAAUUUAACUUUCAGUUAUAUUGAAUUGGUUUGCCAGGUUAAUAAUCUCUCAGUAUUUACUGUGGAAAGAGGUAUUUAAACUGGGUUUGGGAUAAGGGGUGGGCAAUAUGGCAAAUCAUGGUAUUUUUGUUUUUUAGACUUCAUAAGGGCACUCAGGGUUGUGUCUGAGCUGAUAGGGUAAUGCUGCCGUGGUUUUAUUUGGGAAGGAAGUUCAGAAUGGGUCUUCCCUCUUGCCUUUCCUUUUCAGUUACGGUAAGUGAAACUGGUUCUGCUAACAAAUUCAGGCCUUACAGCUUAUUAAAGCUGGAGACAUUUCUACAGAAGCAGGUGGGAAUCAAAGUAGGUUUCAUUACCAUCUUAAAGCAGGUUAUGUCUCUGUGUGAAAUACAGAUAGCUUUGAUUAAAAUCAGCAAAUACGGUCUGCCACAGUGACCAGGGGAUGUGUGGAAGCUGACAGUCUUGUCAAUAUUAAAAUAUCUUGGUUUUGGAACCAGCAACUAAUACUAGUACAUCUCUUUUCAAUUCUGCACUGUUUGAAUGUUGCCACUUAUUGAUGAGAAUUUGUUGCUAAAUUCAUCUGCCACCAACAUGAACCCCUACUUGGGCUAUUUUGACUGGCUAGUAACUAUGGGCCCAGAUAAUACUAAACAAAUCCAAUGUGUUUUUUUGCUGACUCUGACUGUACUGUUGGAUACUAGAAAACAGCAGGGCUAAGUUCGCAGGAUGGAUAAAGUAAAUGGAUGUCACUGUUUAAAGGCAGUUAAACUCAUUCUGAAAAGUGCUCUAAGUGCAGGAAUCACUAUGCCCCUGUUCAGAGGCACAGAAGUCAUCUUUCCACAGUUAACACUGACGGUCACAGACCACUGUCCCAUUGUCACCCAUGUGAAAGGCUGCGAAGCUAAACUGAUUUGAGCAGUUACUGAGUUUACAGCACACAAUAAUAUCACCUUUAUUAAUCUGCUGGAAAUUAGAAUGGAGUUUACAGCACACAGUAAUAUCACCUUUAUUAAUCUGCUG
Molecule: messenger RNA, 2258 nt
Organism: Anguilla anguilla (European eel)
Lineage: Eukaryota; Metazoa; Chordata; Actinopteri; Anguilliformes; Anguillidae
Gene: imp4
Product: IMP U3 small nucleolar ribonucleoprotein 4
Exons: 9
Coding region: 84-959 (291 amino acids)
Biological process (GO): rRNA processing
Cellular component (GO): small-subunit processome; Mpp10 complex; nucleolus
Molecular function (GO): snoRNA binding; rRNA primary transcript binding
Source: RefSeq, a predicted model, not a curated record